AUGUUUCGAACGAUAAACGCAUCUCCCUGUUCUCUUUCAUUCUCUCUGUACUCCUCUCUCUUUCUCUCUCUCUCACUUUUCUUUCUUUCUCUUCCUCUUUCUCUUUCUCACACCCACUCUCACCUUCUUACUCACUAUGUUUUCUCUAUAUCCUUCGCCGCUUUUCUAUUUUUGCCCCCCUUUACCUCCCUUUGUCUCUCUCACUUUCAUUCUCUCUUUUACUCUUUCAUUUUGUCUUUGUCUUCCCUCUUUCUCUCCAUUUCUCAUUCUCUCUGUCCCUUUUCUUUCUCUUUCUCUCCAUUUCCACUUCUGUUUCUCUUUUUUUUUUUUUUGCUUAUUCUCCCGUUUAUCUCUCUCUCUCUCUCUCUUUCUCUCUCUCUAUAUAUAUAUAUAUCUCUAUCUCUCUCUCUCUCGCUCUCUUCCCUUCUCACCUCUCUUACUUCCUCUCGUCUUCUCUCCCUAUUUCUUUCCUUGUCUCUGUUUUCUUUUCUCUUUCUUAUUCUCUUUCUUUCCCUUUUUCUCUCUUACGAUCCCUACUCUAUAAAUAAUGUUCACUUUUACUUUUCUCUACCGCUUCUCUCUUCCCUCUCUCUAUUUUCUCAACCUCCUCCUCUCUCUACAUCUCCCUCUCUUACCGCUCUCUCAAUCUCUUUCUACUUCUCACCUCCCUCUUUCUCUUCUAUCUGUCUCUCCUUUCCUCCUUCUGUCUUUUCCCUUCCCUUCCUGUAUGUAUCCAUCUCUCAUUCCCUCUUUCUCUCCUCCUCCUCCUCCUCAACUCUCUCCUUCUCCUCAUCUCUCUCUCUUUUCUAUUCAUCUAUCUUUCUUCUAUCCUUUUCUCGCUCUCGCUUUUCACUAUCUAUCUAUUCUUCAAUCUCUCUCUCUUUCUUUAUAUUUCUUUCGUUGUCCGCUACCUUCCUCGAUCUCUCCUCCUUUUUCUCGCUUCUUUUCAUCUAUCUCUUCUUCUCCCCACCCUCUGUCUAUCUCUUCUCCCUUCCUCUCUAUUACCUCUUCUUUAAUCCUACUCCUCCCUCUUCAUUAAUUUCCUCUGUCUCUCUUUCUUUCUUUCUUUCUUUUCUUUCUUUCUUUCUUUCUUUCUUUCUAUCUAUCUAUCUAUCUAUCUAUUUCUCUCUGCCUCUCUUUUCCUCUUUCUCUCUUUUUCUAAUUUUCUAA
Acanthosepion pharaonis is the source of this 1170-nucleotide messenger RNA. NCBI's taxonomy places the organism in Eukaryota, Metazoa, Mollusca, Cephalopoda, Sepiida, Sepiidae. The record is from the annotation of a GenBank genome assembly.